AGACCCAGGCUGGGUAUGUAGCCUGCACCGACGUCAGCCGAUGCAUCGCCUCUGCUCUCGUCAGAACCUGCCCAGGGGAUUGUCACUGCCAUCGCUCUGCAUGCAGCACCGUGCUGACGUCGUGUCGCGCUCUGUCCAUCUUUCGGAUUGCUAUCUGCCGCCUUCCAUCCCAUGGCACUCGUCACAGUAUCCGGCUAUCCCUGCAGCGGCAAAAGCACAAGAGUGGCAGAACUCGUCAGGAUACUACAGGAACAGCAAGCGCUCGAGGUUGUCAUCAUAUCGGACGAAUCCAUCCACAUCUCUCGCGAUGCCUACGAUGAGAGCAGGUCAGAGAAGCCUGCGCGUGCUGCGCUGCUCUCUGCUGUCGUCAGGGCGCUACGGAAAGAUCGCAUUGUGAUCUGCGACGCAAUGAAUUACAUCAAGUCGCUGCGAUAUCAAUACUACUGCGCCGCUCGGGAAGCAGGCUGCCGUACAUGCACUCUCAAUGUCGUCGCGCCCAUCAAUCGCUGUCGAGCAUGGAAUAUAGCCAAAGGCGACAAGGGCUACCUACAAGCGACAUUUGAUAACCUCUUGCAGCGAUAUGAAGAGCCAUCAUACGCGACAAGAUGGGACACGCCUCUCAUCGUCGUGUCUGACGAGGAUGCGUGCUUGCCUGUCGACAAGAUCAUGUCUGCGCUCACUACCGCCACGCUUAAACCUCCGACGGGAGCUGUCUUGCCUACUUCCGUACCGUCUGGCGACUAUCUGCAUCUCCUCGAGACGGUCACACAGUCGGUCAUCACGGCAAUCAUAGAGGCGCAAGCUAUCGAUCUGUCGGGCGGUUCGACGAAGCUACACGUUAACCUAUCGCAUGGUCAACAGACUUUGCUCGAAGUGAACCUGCCUUCGAUCAAAGUACCGCCGAGUAAGAUGCAUCGGCUCAAGCGACAGUUCACGAUACUCAACAGACAGAGUCGCAAAGAUUGCUCUGCAGAGACCAUCGCGAGCAUGUUUGCAGACUACCUUGCCAGUAACUUGCUGUAGCGCAUGCAUGGAUGUCACGACGUCCGUGUCACGGUGCCGACCGUGCUCGACAAAGGCC
This is a messenger RNA of Mixia osmundae IAM 14324, 1081 nucleotides long. RefSeq lists its product as uncharacterized. NCBI's taxonomy places the organism in Eukaryota, Fungi, Basidiomycota, Mixiomycetes, Mixiales, Mixiaceae. The coding region runs from base 172 to 1023 and encodes 283 amino acids. The transcript has 5 exons. The record is from RefSeq and is a predicted model, not a curated record.